GGCGGGCGGGGUUCCCAGGGCCUCUUGUCCUCAGCUUCCAGACAGACACAACCAACAGUUGUACGUACGCUCGGCACCGCCGUCUCGGCUGAUCCGCAACUGGCCACUCCGUCUGCGGACCGUUGUAAGCAGCGCCGGAAAACAGACCCAGCCGGUCGCGCAAAACCCGCGCCGCGCUGACACCUCUCAAUUCCACUCUCAACCACAUCCAGCCAGACGCCCGCCCGGGCGCAGCACGGCGGCGAGCGUCGAUAGGCCGGCCGUUCGUCCGUCCCACAGAGCCCUGGUCCGCGGAGAGGCGAGGCAUGGCACAGAGUGUGCCGCCUAGGACCGACCAGCAUCGGCUCGUGGAGGACCACCUGAACGGAGGAAAGCCCAACGGCCAAGAAACCAGCACCAGCAUGCCGGCGCCCUCAGGCCCGCGGCCACGGCUGCACUACCGCAAGCUCGACUGGAGCAAGGCCGAGAUGCGGUUCCUCGAGCUGCGGACGACUCCCCGUGGCUUGAUCGAGGACCCCGUUGUGUGCCGGAUGGUGCAGAUCCCGCUCGACAACGACGUCGACUUCAUCGCCAUCUCGUCCCUGCUUGGGGACGGCGAUGAGACGGAGAAGAUCCAGAUCAACAGCCAGACGGUGCCCAUCCCCGCGCACAUUGCGCAGGCCCUGCGGCACACCCGCGCCGUCUUUGCGCCACACACGCAGAGGAGCGGCAGCGCGGGCAGCGGCGGCAGCGGGAGCUCGCGGCCGCGGUGGCUGACGCAGCUGAUGCGGCACUUUGGCAGCAAGAGCUCGCCUGGCGACGGCGAGCAUGCCGAGCCGAUACUGCGGAUCUGGAUCGACUGCCUCUGCAUCAACCCCGAGGACCGGCGGGAGAGGGCACAGCAGCGAAGCAUCAUGGGCCGCGUGUACUGGAAGGCGCAGACGGUCGUGGGCUGGGUCGGGCUCAAGAUCCCCCAGACCGACGCGGGCAUUCGGCUCAUUCGCGACUUUGACGACGCCAUGCCCGCGUCCUUCCACGAGCCCGGCGACCGCGUCCUGCACCCGGAGCACUACUCGCCGCAUCACGAAUGGGCAAAGGCCGUCAUCCACCACUUUGACGCCAGCGCCGUCGGAGCCAUUGGCACCGCCGACUUCCUCAACCGCUCCUUCUUCAAGCGCCGCUGGAUCAUCGAGGAGAUGGCCCUCGCUAAAGUGGCCACCUUCCUCAUCGGCGACGCCAUUGUCUCCUGGAACCAGCUGCUGCGGCUCAACCUCGCUAUGGAGGAGUUCAAGGACUACCCAUCCAACGUGUGCCCGGCGGAGACACGGCCCAUGAUCCACAACUUCCCGCUCGAGACGAUCCACGCCCUGCUCGACGAGUUUGAGCGCCGCAAGGCCAUGGAGAAGCUCGAAGGCCUCAACCGGUCCAUGGCGCCCAGUUACGACAGCCGGGACACGGGGUCUACCUAAAAAGGCGGAUAGUGGUGGUGGCAGCACGCAUGAAUAAAAAAAAAGUUUCAGAGCGGGGAGGGGCGUAUUUUCUUCCAUCAUUCAUUUUAAAAAAGCGAAACACGUUUUCAGACGUCCGACCGACCAGGUCCAUGAGACUCAUGCGCACGCAGAUCAAAGGUCAUGCUUUCCCAUUCUCCUUUCUCCCUGUACAAAGAUAGCACUCCUGUCCUGGUUCUUUAUGGUCUGCACACACCCCCCCUCCUCACACCCCACUCUUUUUGGGGGGGGCUUUGUUCAUUGAUGACGCAUCUGGCUUUAUGUUCAUUGAGUUUGGAUAGACGUUUGGAGUGGCUCAGAUACCCGAAUAGAGGCCCUUAUCGAAAUACUUUCCGUCCUAUACCUGAAUGCGAAGAGUGCUCAACA
Messenger RNA from Microdochium trichocladiopsis, 1853 nucleotides. RefSeq lists its product as uncharacterized. The coding region runs from base 306 to 1448 and encodes 380 amino acids. The record is from RefSeq and is a predicted model, not a curated record. The transcript has a single exon. Lineage: Eukaryota; Fungi; Ascomycota; Sordariomycetes; Xylariales; Microdochiaceae.